Molecule: messenger RNA, 914 nt
Organism: Conger conger (European conger)
Lineage: Eukaryota; Metazoa; Chordata; Actinopteri; Anguilliformes; Congridae
Exons: 4
Coding region: 77-538 (153 amino acids)
Source: RefSeq, a predicted model, not a curated record
AAAUAGCUCAGCGUAUUGUCCCUUCUGAAAGCAUUUCUUCAUACUGAAGUUACUCUGCAGUCUCUUGGCUCCAACAAUGUCACCCAAGACUCUUUUCAGUUUGGCUGUCCUCUUGGUUGUAGUUGCAACUGUGGCAGGUGGCUUAUCAAGCAGCUCGAAAGGUGGAACAUAUACCUAUGACCUAUCUAAGUUAUCUGACCUGACGAAGCUGUACAACUCUGGGGUUCACAAAGCUGAGAGACUGAAAAGACCCUUGGACGGAUGGUCUACUACGGUAGGAGUUCUCAGUCACUCUGGAGUCAGAGUAACUUUGGCUGAUGGAAGCCAAUGGCUGGUUCACAAAGGGGAUAAUUUUGGGAUCAAGUCCAAUACCGUUGUGGUCGAUGUUAAACACAUGAGCGACAAAUGGAAGGUCGUCGAGACAAAAGAUUUUGAAGGGAGGAAGACAGUCUCUGAUUUUGUAAAAGCUGGAGGCACUGACUACAGCCUCAUCUUUGACAACUGCCAUUCCGGGGCUGGAAGAAUGAUGAAGCAAUAAGAAGGCGAGCACUGCUACUGGACAAUUCUUUAUAAUUACAGUAGCUAUUAAUAAUUGCAUACCCUUUUGUUGUUUACUGCUUUGUAUUCAAUGAAAAACACAAAAUGCUGUAUACAAUUUUGUUUUCAUUUGAGCAAUGUAUUAUUCCUUCUUACAAACACUACACAGCACUUGUUUUAUUUUCAUUGGGAAAUUAAACAAUAUGGUGAGCUAUUGUAAACAUUAGCAAUUCAGUACCUCCAUAUUAGCUGUACUGUUGUUGACAGAGACAUUUUGUGGAGACAGAUUGAUCUAUGAUCUAUACUGUACUACUGGUGGCAUGACAUCUUCUAAAAUGGGGCCAUUUUCACAAAAGAAUAAAAAUCUCCUUUCAAAA